Messenger RNA from Rhizophagus irregularis DAOM 181602=DAOM 197198, 1718 nucleotides. NCBI's taxonomy places the organism in Eukaryota, Fungi, Glomeromycota, Glomeromycetes, Glomerales, Glomeraceae. The record is from RefSeq and is a predicted model, not a curated record.
AUAUCGGUGAUAAAAGAUAAAUUUUAUGGCGCAGUAAAAAACCUCCACAGCCUGAGGAGAUUGUGGACUUAGAAUAAUUUUUGAAAUUUUGAGGCGCAGUAAAAAUUAAUAGUAGAAUAUGGCGUAGUAAAUAUAUAAAAUUGAAAUUUAAAGAUUGAAAGAAGCAAUCUAUUUAAAGAUGAAAGAAUGUUUAGAAGAUUGAAAAUAGAAACAUAGAAGAUUGAAAAUAGAAACGAUAAGAGUGAAGUAUAAAUAUAUAAAAGGAGGUGAGAUUUUAGUUAAGAUUCUGGAUGAACGAUUACGACGAUGGAAUGGUAUGAAACUUGGAGGGUUGAUUACGAGAACCACAAAUUAAGACAUGACGAAAAUAUCGGAAAUGUAGAUAUAGACGAAUUAAGAGGAGAAAAUAUAACAUGUGAAAUAUGUUAUCCAAUGAGAGAUACACCAGAAGUUUUUAAGAAAUUUUGGAGAAUAUUACAAAAAUUUGAAUAUACGAUAAAAGGUUAUAACGCAGAAACUAUAAGAGCGUUAUUAAAUUUAUUAAGUAUAGAUAGUGAAGAAAGAAAUAAUUAUACAAAAGGAAGGACUAGAGAUGCAUUAGAUGUAAUGGUCGAAUCAAUAAGAUACUUGAAACAACCAAUAUUGAGAGAGAAAGGAUUAAAGAUAAUAAUAAUAGUGAUUGUGAGAGACUGUAUAGAAAAUGACAAAGAAGAUGAAACAAUGGACAGAUUGAUAGGGAAUGAAGAAUUAAUAAGAUACGGCUAUAUUUUGGAAGAUUGGGAUGUAAAUAUAAGAUUUAGGGAAUUUUAUGAAUGGCAUAAAGUGGCUAUAUCAGAUUUUAUAGAAUGGAAAGAUAGUGUUAUUAGAAAAUACAAAAAUAUAUUGUAUGAGGAAGCAGAAUUAGAAGAUGAGUCAAUAGAAAAAAUAGAGGCGUUCAAACAAAAGAUUAGAUCGAUGUUGAACACAAUGUACGUAAAAGGUCGUGGUGGAGGAAUUGUGAAAGAAGUAAUUGAAAAAGUUUAUGAUAAGAUUAGGGGGUUUGAACAAUUAAAUAUAGAUGAAACAGAUAGUGAUGACACACCAAGAAGCUAUACUAUAACAGAAACAGAUGAUGGGGAAGAAGAAAAUUUACCGAUUAGUAGAAAUGAAGAAAUGUCGGAUGAGGAAUCUAAUGAAUCUAAUAAUGUUAAAGAAACAGAAACGACAAAGAUAUUCGAAGAAAUAAUUAGAAUGGAUUUGAAAAGAAUGGGAUAUGAUGUAGAAAUAACAGAAAUUGAAAGAAUAAGAAAAUUUGGAGUAACCGCAAAGAUAAUAACAACAUAUGAAUUUAUGAAGAAAUAUUUAACAAUAUGGAAUCUUGAAGAUGAAGAAUUAGAUGAACAAAUAUUACAAUGGAGAGUUGAAAAUACAAAAGAAUGCGAAAGAUGUGAAAUUGAAAGAUUAAAGAAAGAAUUUAAAAUUGGAGAAGAAAUUUGCAUAGAAUGCGAGAAAGAUGUUGGAAAAGAAAAUCCAACAGAUGACGAAGAGGAAAUGGAAGAGGAUAUAAAAGGACCCGAAAUUGGCUCAAGUAAAAAACCAAAAAGUAAAGAGAAAAAUAAAAAAUCAAAGGAAGUACCUAUAAUACCAAUAACACCAGUACCACCAAUAAAACCAAAGAUAACAAUGGCAGCAUCAAGAGAUGAACUCAGAGCAGAUCUAAGAGCAUUAAUGAAUACUAU